CCAAAAUUUAAUUGAAUAAACAUGGACAAGGAUGCUCAAGAGGAACAAACAAAUCUAGAAGACGAAACACAAUUUUUGAUUUCAGUGGGGGAGACCUUAAACACUGCUGAGAAGAGCAUCCAUAGAUUUAUAAAAGACAUUCCUCAAGCACUGAUUGAUUCUGGAUUAGACAUAGAUUUAGAAAAAUUAAAUAUAGAAGAUGGUCAAAAGAUACAGGAUUUCACUUGUUCAUAUCAGAAAUCGUUUACUGAUCAAAUAAAUAAAGAGGAAAACGAAAAAAUUUCAGCCCUCGAAGUCGAGUGUGAAAAUUUGCGUAGAGAGUUACAACAGAAAGAGGACAAAAAUAAAAAGGCACAAGAAGAAAUAGAAUCCUUGAAAGAACAAAUAGUGAAUCAAAGUACAUACUGUGCAACUUUGGGGGCAGUUUUGGGUAAUUUAACUUGGCGUGCGUCUCGACUUCCGGAAAUAGUCGAUGUCUGGCUAUCCGGGUUUCAGCAUAUGAUAGGCGAAUUUUUAUCAAUAACGGACGGAAGUUUUGUCGCAUUUAUAAACACUUAUCGAAGUGCUUUACCCCCCACUUGUAACAUCGAGUAUCAGUUCAUAAUUGGCUUGUUAGGCAUUGUAACAAAUAUAUCUGCGACACCCGAGGGACGUGAAUUUUUAAUUACCGAUACGAACGGUAAAGCUUUCGUGCAGAAAAUGGUGAAACUCAUGCCUACCUUACCAUUUUCGCAAGGUUCCCUAUCUCUAAAGAGAUUGAUGCUCAUGAUAUUUUAUAAUGUCAGUAUGAAUAAAACUGGCUUGCAGCAUCUUUUCGAAUCACGUGUAGGCGACGUGUUAAAUUAUUAUUUGAAGAACAAUUCGCUUCCGGAUGAAACACAAUUUCUCUGUUUACGCGUGCUGCAAUCGCUGACAUACGAUUUAACCAAUCCCAAAUAUAUCCAGGACUUAAUUACCACCCUGCCGAUCAGCAAAAUAGAAGAUAUCGCGACUUCGAGUGAAAACGAAAUGGGUACGGUCGCGAAACAAGUGAUAAAACAAUUACGAGAAUCGCAGAAGUUUAUCCGUUUAAACUGA
Messenger RNA from Eufriesea mexicana, 1077 nucleotides. Its product is annotated as heat shock factor 2-binding protein. Lineage: Eukaryota; Metazoa; Arthropoda; Insecta; Hymenoptera; Apidae. The record is from RefSeq and is a predicted model, not a curated record. The coding region runs from base 22 to 1077 and encodes 351 amino acids. Gene Ontology annotation, cellular component: cytosol. The transcript is spliced from 6 exons.